Messenger RNA from Dissoconium aciculare CBS 342.82, 1046 nucleotides. RefSeq lists its product as uncharacterized. Bases 378 to 1004 code for a protein of 208 amino acids. The record is from RefSeq and is a predicted model, not a curated record. Lineage: Eukaryota; Fungi; Ascomycota; Dothideomycetes; Mycosphaerellales; Dissoconiaceae. The transcript has a single exon.
CCUGUAGAGGCCUUUCGUUCUGUGUUAUACGACACAAUACAUACACCAGGCAAGUGGAAAGGAGCAUUCCAGAGGGCAACCCCGGUGUAGCCAGGCUGGGUCUUAUCGGCUCUGUUUUGAAUCUUCCCUAUCCUUCACCUUCUGCCUCCCAGACUCGCAGACCACCUGUCUUCUCUUCACACGACUAUAAUGGCGAAGAAGAAGAAAGGCCCUGUAGCAAAACCCGCAACUGCAAAAUGGUUCGAGGAUGACGGCGAUAUGGUCGAAUAUGUCGUCGAAGUAAUCAAGCCUGUCGAUGAAGUCGUCGAGUCGGGAGUUUCAGGGACGGUGGAGCAUAAUCGCAUUACCGACGCUUCUGAGGCAAGAGAUCCAUCAACAUGCGGUUACACUCGGCCACUCUCGCCGUAUACACCGCGACAAUUGAACUCUGGUACUCAUCUCCAGUAAAAGUUUCAUGGGUACAAGGCCUCGUUACUGACGAUUUAGAUCCUGCCGAUGCGAUCGAUACCCCUAGAGUCAUCAUUGACGACGUCUUCGACACAAACCACCCACACGCGAGCAAAUUUGAAGACGGGACACAAGCCGAGUGCAGUAUCCUCGUUGCCAGGUGUCGCAUGUGCACGAGAAUGGCCUGGGUACAAUCUACCAGUCGCAACCUGGUUGAGGCGGUCCUUUCGCGGACGGAUGUCGCCAAUGGCAUGGUCUUGAUGACAUGCGCUAGGUGUGCCAAACGUGAUGCGGGUUCGGAUAAGACUACCUCGCUCGAUAUUCAUCCUGAGGCAUGGACAGGAGCGGACAUACUUCAGGUAGCUAGUAACUCGACGGGGCUUCAAAUGCGAAUGCUUGGCCGAGGUCAGACCAGGACAGCGGUCAUUAACCUACUGGCUUUGAUACAAUCUCUCCGGGACGAUGAGACAUGGGGUGAGGUUGAUGUCGAAAGGUAUAGCCACGGAGAACGCGGGCCCACACUUCGACUGGGGAGCAUCAAAGGAGGUCUGAUUUGAUGGUACCUUUCGUCAAAAUCCUUGUUCGGUACAUUGUAUUGC